UUUCCUUAGCUUUCUUACACAUCCGUCGUGGUGGCUCUCUCAUCUUCUUCUUCAGCUCCAAGCCCAAACCCUUGAAAGCUUCGAUCUUGAAGCCUCUAAUGGCUUCACGUCACUAUCCUCAUCAACCCCACCUCCACCUCCACCGAACCCAUCUUCCCUCCGCCUGUUGCUGCGGCUGCGACGGCGGCGAUUUCACCACUCCCUGCUUCCAAACCCACCACCCCUCUUCUCCUCCGCCGUCUCCCUCCGACCCCCUUCUCCAAGCUCUUGCUUCUCAAAUCCUUCAAUCGGCUCAACUCCAGCACUCUUCUCAGUACCCAACGCUUCGUGCCAAGAAAUUUCAAUCACACUACCAAUUUCAACCCCUCAGUUCCCAAAAUCCGAAGCGCGUUCGUGGGCAAGAGCUCCCCCAAGUCAUCCACCACUCUACUAUCUCCUCUCUUGUCUCUCGCAUCGAAGCCCUCGAAUCCUCUCUCCAUCGAGUUUCUGGUUCUCAUGUUCCUCCCCAAUCGCUCCGACAAGUUGCUGCCAGUACAAUCCAAACCUAUUUUCGAGCGUUCCUUGUUCGCCGAUCGAGAGCACUAAGAGAGCUUAAAGAUCUCGCCAUCAUCAAAUCUAGAUUUGAAUCUCUUCAAUCGUCGCUCUGCAAUGAAUUCUACUUCGAUCGAAACGCCAUUUCUCUCGAAAUAAUGGAUUUGCUUCUCCAUCUCGAUUCCAUUCAGGGUAAUGAUCCAAUGGUCAAAGGUAGCAAGAAAUCCCUUAGCAGAGAUUUGGUUCAGUUCUUGGAUCGGAUUGAUAACUUAUCUGUGAAGAGGAACGGCGGGCUUCCACUCAAGACAAUGAAAAAUACAAGGUUAGACCAAAGUGUUACUAAAUCUAGAGUUUCUAACCCUAAGCUUAAAAACUCUGAGAAUCAGAAAGAGACUAUCGAGAAAUUAAAGAGCAGAAUAGAAAAGAUUUGUGAGCGUUCGAAAUUUUUUGAGAAUGAUGGGAGAGAUUUAGAUCUUAAAAGGUUUCACCAUGUUCAUGAUGAUGAUGAGAAGGAGGAGGAUGAAUCCCCUAGAAUCCAUGUCAAGAACAGCGAUCAAAAUCUUGGAAAAGGCCAUGAAAUUCAACCUAGAGUGAAGAAAAGUGUUAGAUUUGCUGAGAAUGGAAGCUUAUUUAGGGUUUUAGAUGAAGAUUCUGGUGUUUUGGAUGAAGGGGAUGAAAGGGAUGAAAGGAGGGGGGAUUCAGGUGAUGAGGUUGUGGAGGAUAUUUUCAACGAAGCUGAUGGAGAUGGUGGAUCUUCAGAGAUGAGUGAUGGAGAAAGAAACCCAGGAAGAAAGAUGAGCAGUGGCAAUGGAGGUUCUUCAUUCUCUGCUCCAUUGCCUAUGAAGAUGGAGAACAAAGCUGAUUUGAUCAUGAAGAACAGAGACGUACUCAUUGUAGAUGUCAACGACAACAGACUCGACCCACACGUAGGACAAAGAACUUCUUGAUAGUUGAUGAUCAAAUUAUAGUUUCUUAUAUGUACUCUCGAAGAGUACAAAUGGACAAUGCAUCAAGUUUUGGUCGUCAAGAAGAGAACAAUACAGCAGAUCAAUUUUCUACCGCACGUUUUGUCUUCCUCUAAAUAUUUCUUGAUAAAAAUUCUGUGAGGUUAUCAAAUGCAGAAUGUUCUAGAACGUUCACCACAUUUCUUCACCUCCACAUCCUGAAUACGCGCUCUAUUCAAAUGUGGUAUUGAUUAAUUUAUGUACCUCUCAUUUGCUCGUGUAUCAUACAAUUGAAAGAUAAAAUACGAACAAUUUAUAUAUAAUGCAUGAUUGACUAGUGUA
Messenger RNA from Cucurbita pepo subsp. pepo (vegetable marrow), 1817 nucleotides. RefSeq lists its product as uncharacterized. Gene Ontology annotation, cellular component: plasmodesma. Gene Ontology annotation, biological process: protein folding. Lineage: Eukaryota; Viridiplantae; Streptophyta; Magnoliopsida; Cucurbitales; Cucurbitaceae. The record is from RefSeq and is a predicted model, not a curated record.